UCUUUGGUAUCUCUAGUUCGGUUACAUUUGAUUUUCAUCCUCGUACCAACCAUCUUUCGUAUGAUUAAAUAGCUCAAGUUACCCAUCUUUCCUGGAUACUUUGAGUAGCUAACUGGAAGGUAUUCUUACCAAUAUUGAGGGUUUCCUUAUGGUGGGAACCUACCACGACCCUGUGCUAGUCUCAUAUCAACGGAUGGCGCUGCAUUAACUUAAACAUUAACUGCGAACAAUUCUUAUAUUGAGAACGAUCUUCCUUAGCUUACCUGUGCAUGGUGUUGCUAUUAGCACAAUCUCGCAUGCCGCAGCAUCACCUUUCAGAAUCCGGGUCCGCACAUCCACUGAAAAUACCUACCGACAAUGUCUCUUCAGACUUAUGUUCUUGAGGAUGACCAAUGGGUGGCUCGUACGGUCUCUGCGGAUGAGCUUUUGAGAGAAAAUACCACUGCUCGCCGUAAGACGGGAAGACAGUCACUUUCGAAGCCACCCACAUACGGUUUGCUCACAAAAACGAUCGUCGAAAGUCCCGUAAUAAGAUGGGUAUUACCUGUACAGCUUCGAUCCGCUCGCUAUAACGAUGUUGCGUUGAUAGGCGAUAACUGUGUUCAAAUAUGCGAACUUGGCCCAGAUCGACAGCUUAAAGAUGUCAUCAGAAAGAAAGACUUCGGGUCCAGGAUACGAAAUGCGGUGGUUAUGGGUUCGCCUCAAUAUACCCGAAAAGCUAACGAGGGCAACGAAGACGGUACACAUGUCAAGACAGAGGACAGCGAUACUGAAAUGGCUGACAUGAACAAUGCAAUCCCUGGAUUUCGAUGUGAAAAUCCACGCCUUCCCCCUCAGCUACUGGUCCUGAUGCUUGAACGGGGCGACUUGGUGUUUAUAUUUUUGCAGCAAGGGCCUAAUGGUCGUUGGUCCUUCGUAUCUUCAACUCACAGGGUACCUGGAGAACGACUAGUUUCUCCUGGAUGGCAUAUGGCUAUUGACCCUUCCUCGAAUUAUCUGGUUAUCGGAUGUACCGAGAAUAUUUUCAUUGUAUAUCAACUGGAGUCGAUGGAAAACCUACAACACCAAUAUCUGGAAGGAGGCACUUUGCAUCCAAUCAAAGAUUGGGAGGCUCGGCAUGUGAUUGGCAUUAUACACAAGAUUGAGUUUCUUCACCCGAUCUAUGGGAAUGAAAUACAGGUGAUCUUGAUGAUUAUCAUGGUCCAGCCCGAAGUUUCCAAGUUGACAGUAUACGAAUGGGACUGUACUAGUACGAGUGAUUGGAAGAAAGCGCUUCGCGAGGAGAAAUCCGGUCACAGGCUUGACGACGAAUACAGAAUGCCGCUAUUAGUCGUACCCCUUAAAGUCCGAUAUGCGUUUCUAAUCAUCACCGAAAGUAUCACAGCUACCUGUUCGAAUGUUUUAGGUGGACCGCCGACAUUUGUGCAGUUUGAACUAGCGAACUGUGAUAAUACUCAACUGCAUCACGGCAUGGGAGAUCCACUGUGGACUGCUUGGACUAGACCUAUACGCCAUCCACCGUAUCACUCUCAGAAAGAUGUCAUCUAUUUGGCAAGAGAAGAUGGUCUCAUCAACUUCCUUGAAUGCGGCGAUGAAUCCGAGAUUGAGACAAGUGUCAGCAUGGGCUCCGUGGACUGCAACAUCGAUACGGCCUUUGCGUCUCUUUUUCACCUAUUUGGUGACAUUCUAGUUACCGGUGGAGAUUCGGGUCCCGGAGCGGUUUGGAAUGUUCAAGCGAGGCAGUCUCCACAGAGAAUUGGCUCCAUUCCGAAUUGGUCACCAACAGUUGACUUCGUUGUAACUGUCGAGGGGACACUCGACGAGAGCAGCGACGGCUCGAGCUCGGAUAUCGGGCAAAUGUCGCUCUGUCAGCCAGAUAAAGUUUUUUCUUGUAGCGGUAGAGGCAUAACAGGAGCUGUUACGCAAUUUAGAUAUGGCAUUCAGGCAAGGAUCGGCUUGGAUCUCACAUAUUCGUCAAACGUCAAGCAGUGCUGGGCUAUAUCAAACUAUGACGGGGAUGAAGAAGAUGGCUUCUUUUUGCUUCUAGCACUCCCGAGUGGAUCUUCCAUUCUACAUUUAUCUCGAGAUCUAUCAGAGGCAUCAGAGAAAGACCACGAUGCUACACCAUACGAUCUCACCUCAACGACACUUACUGCACAGGAUGCUGAUGGCGUAGCCGUACAAGUGACGGCAAACUAUAUUACAGUUGCUACUCCGACUGGAUGUUCUCAGAAUUCAACAAGCGAGAUAUUGCGAGACUACAAUGCUGUAGUAACAGAUGCGGCCAUUGAAGGCAAUAUGAUCGCUCUGGCAGUCUACUCUGGAUCGGAUUUUAAAAUUGCCUUACUCAAGAUUUCUGGUCUCGAGGUUUCCCUCAAUCAAGCCUUUGAUGUCGAAGGUGAAGUCACUUGUCUUACAAUAGGAAAGUUUAUUGGCAAGACUGUUGUCCUAGCCGGUUUUUACCAAGACAAGGAUCCAAUUCUAUCAAUAUACCCUGCCGAAUUAGGGCAAGAAGCUUCCGCAACGCCCAUUUCGCUGAGGUUGCAACCAAGUGCAAUAAGUUUAAGCCAUGAAUUGGUAACGGACUCUAUGGGCCCCUCUCCCUUUGGGGCCCUCACAAGCAUUGCUUACUUCGGCGAACGAUCUAACAAGGCUGUUGUUGUAGCUGGAACUAAAUUCGGGGACGUGCUUACGAUUCAACUCGAUCAGUCGCAGCCUGGGGAUUAUGGAAUAUACCGGGAUAAGUUUAACGUAUCACAGUCUCGAGUUUAUUCUGGUGCCGCGGUGGGGGAUCCUAACUCGAUAUUGGUUUGUAGCGAUACUGAACUCGCGAUGAUGACAAACUACGUAUCGCUCCGCGAGGGCCGAUUUGAGGAGAUAUAUCGCGUCUGGCCGACUGAUGGAGAUAGACCUAGCAUGGCUUCCCCGCCGAUCAAUUCGGUAGCUUCGUUGCGCGAACAACUUCCUGAAUUUGGAGAUUCAACCAUGGUGAUGAUUUCUGGCCCGCGAAUAAUGAUCACCGAGUUUCAACGCCAACCAAAGCCUGUCCCACGCUAUUUCCCCAUUGGAGGGACACCGGUUAAGAUACUCUACUCUAAGAGGUUGGGAGCUCUUGUUACGGUCGUUUCGAAAGAUGGGUUGCCUUCCUUGCAUUUCAUUGAUCCCGAAACAGGCGACGAUUUAUCGCUGCCUCUCGAGAGGAAGAAAAUUGGCGAGGCCUAUAAUUACCACGAAGUAGAAUAUAUCACAGGUCUAGGGAACAUAGAAACAAGAGUUAUGUCCCUUGCAACCUGGACCUAUAGAAAUGGGAACGUUCGCGGAGAUUGGAUUGUUCUCGCUAUGCGGAGGAAAGAGAAUGAGGGCCUCCUCUUGAUAAUUUCUGCGGAACGUGAGAAAGCAUCAACUGACACUAACGUGUUCCGGCCGGUACGAUUUUGGACUAAAUUCGAUCGAAAAAUAAAGGAUGGUCCUAUAUGGUCCGUUGCGACAGAUGAACAAGGCGUAUUCCUAUGCGUUGGAUAUACCAUCCAAUACCAUCAAAUUGAAGGCGGCAGGUUCCGCAUAACGAGACAGCAUGAAUUACCGUCCCCGGCUUCGUGGAUGGAAGUAGUGAACGGACAUCUACACGCUCUUACUACGCAUCACUCACUAGUUAUUUUCGACUACAGGAGGACGUUUGCCGAGGGAGGCGAGCAGAUGAUUCAGUUACAUACAGACGAAAUAUGUCGACACAGUUUGCAUGCUAUUGAAUUAGGCACACAUGCUGUUCCUAUAACUUUGCUGUCAGACCCGAUGUGCGGUGUACAUGGGUUGUGGGCUCCUGACGAGGAAGAGAGACCACUGUGCCUGGUAUUUCAAGCGGAACUUCAAGCAUCAAUCAGGAAAUUUGCUCGAGGUUUCACCAGAGCUGCAUGGGGAUCGGUUAAGAAUCGACCCCGGUAUGGCUGUGUUAUAACUGGGUUACCUGGAUCGGAUAUCAUAGGUCUUACCAUUGAUGGAUCUCUUCAGCAUUUCUCGCUCCUGAACGAAGAUGCCUGGAGGCUUCUUAGAUUCAUUCAAAAUCUAGCUGUGUCAUUCCCGGCAACUCGCUUACGAUCCUCACUAGACGACCCAUUAAGCCCAGCCGUCGCAGCUGUUGUUGAACUUGAUAUGGAACCUGAUCUGUUUCCGAAAUCGAACACCCACAUCGAUGGAGAUAUUCUGCGGAUAUGUCUUGAUAGACGCGCGUUGGAGGGGCUUGUCUCAAACUCGAAAUACCUGCAGCGAUUCCGAGAACUCCUUAAACCUUUAGACGAGGACGGAUAUCUUUCAUCUGAAGGGAUUAGCAGUGAUGGCUCGUACUUUGAGUUGGCUUACAGCAUUCUCAAGUACUAUCUUUCCCCUGUACUUUCAUGAUAACCUAUACGUUACGAGUAUAUGUCCGCAACAUGCUCGACCCCAUACACGUUAUCUAGGUGGUCACGCACCCAGAUAGCUUUAA
This is a messenger RNA of Annulohypoxylon maeteangense, 4480 nucleotides long. RefSeq lists its product as uncharacterized. Gene Ontology annotation, cellular component: nucleus; U2 snRNP. The record is from RefSeq and is a predicted model, not a curated record. Gene Ontology annotation, biological process: mRNA splicing, via spliceosome. Gene Ontology annotation, molecular function: protein binding; U2 snRNA binding. Bases 358 to 4395 code for a protein of 1345 amino acids. NCBI's taxonomy places the organism in Eukaryota, Fungi, Ascomycota, Sordariomycetes, Xylariales, Hypoxylaceae. The transcript has 5 exons.